Messenger RNA from Aspergillus candidus, 873 nucleotides. RefSeq names its product type 1 glutamine amidotransferase. The record is from RefSeq and is a predicted model, not a curated record. Lineage: Eukaryota; Fungi; Ascomycota; Eurotiomycetes; Eurotiales; Aspergillaceae. Bases 18 to 782 code for a protein of 254 amino acids. Gene Ontology annotation, cellular component: cytosol; nucleus. The transcript is spliced from 3 exons.
CUAACACCGUUAUCACCAUGCGCCCCCCGCUCCGAAUCGCCGUCUUGGAAUGCGACAAGCCAGCGGGCAGUCUCGAUGCCAAGUAUAACGGCUACUAUGGGGUGUUUUCGCUUUUGCUGCGCGAGAGCGCAGAGGCCUUGAGGCAGCCGGACAGGCUGGACCCCACGUCCGGAUUCGAUAUCUCGCGCUGGGACGUGGUGACUAAACAGGAGUAUCCCAACUUGGAGGAUGUAGAUGCUCUUCUUUUGACUGGAUCCAAACACAACUCCUACGACAACCAUCCCUGGAUUAUCAAGCUUGUGGAAUACACAAGAAAGGCGAUUGAGCAUAACCGUGUCAAGAUACUGGGUAUCUGCUUCGGACACCAGAUCAUCGCGCGAGCGUCUGGGAUGAAGGUCGGCAAAAGUGGCGUGGGAUGGGAGAUCGCAGUGUGUGACAUGGAUUUGAGUGAUCGGGGUAAGGAAAUAUUCGGCAAGGAGAAACUGCGCAUCCAGCAGAUGCAUCAGGACAUUGUCUUCGACUGCCCCCCGAAUGCCACCUGCCUCGGCUCGUCGCCACAAUGCGCGAUCCAAGGGAUGUACCUGCCUGGUCAUUACAUUACGGUGCAAGGACAUCCCGAGUUCAGAGAAGACAUGGUGACGGAGAUUAUCGGUCUCAGAAUGGCAAGCAGUGUCUUCUCAAAAGAGGUAGGCGAAGAAGCUUUGAAUAGGGCCGUGAAGGAACACGAUGGCGUCGCAAUCAUGGCCACCUUUUUGGAUUUUCUGCUGGACGACAGCAAAUAAAUUGCUUGACAUAGAUUGCGUUUGGGAGGAUUUUGAUACCUUUGAUAGAAGCAACCCUUUGAAGAUAUAUAGACAGCGAUCCUUCAAUUAA